GCAAUUAUUAAGAGUUUUCCAAGAAGGACAUUUCUUGUGUUACCAUUUCAGUUUUAAAACUCCAAUGGAUUUUCUUUUAACCACCGUAGUCCCGACGUCCUAACACGCAUGUGCGCAAAAAAAGGGUGUAAUUUAACAAAAUACAAUCCUGGUAAACGAUGCCAACAGUAAAUUCCGCGCAGAGUACUUUGGACAAACCCAAUUCCACAACAUCCUCCUCCAGCCUGGCUGGAGCGCCGGGAGAAGCUGGAUGGAGCUGGAGCGCCGCAUCUCCUGCGCAUGGUGGCAUGCUGGGUAAUAGUCGGGAAGCGGAGCGUUAGGCACAGCCGGCGGAGUCGACGCGCUGUAGCUUAGCGACGGGCUAACCGGCCUGCCCUGGGAAUAUUUACACCCGUCUCGCGUGGUCGCGGUAUUUACUUAAAAGCCAGCUGCAACUUUUCCUGAACAUGGGAACUGGUCGCCGAGGUCCAUAAGGUGUGAGACUGCGUGAUCCUGCUGGAGGCGCCAAAUGGAGCCGGACGUGAUCCGCAUGUAUUCCUCCUCUCCUCCACCCAUGGAGGAUGGUGCUGCCGACGAGGACGAGGACGAGUUUAGUGACUUUACUGGCGUUCCCAACAGCAUCAGCUUCACGGAGUUCGACACGCCGACCACAUUCGACCAGCUGCAGGUGCUGAACGCCACGUCUCCACCUGAGUUUAUCGGGAAUGGGCGGAUCGUGGGACACAGCACUGUGAAGUCCAACGGCGCCAUUCCCAGUAGUGGGCAGUGUGAUGGUGCUCCCUGUCGGACUGUUACCAUGGAGGAGCUGAAAAAAACGGUGGAGCAUCCGCAUGGACCUUACACAAACUUUUCGGAGGUUUCUGGGAAUGCUCGGACUGGCGACAAUGCCGUUGACUGCAACGGUGGCGUGGGAGGCCUGGAAGCAAUCACAAAUGGCUUUGUGACCAUUGACACAGAGGGAUCUACCUCAUGCCAGAAACACAGGGACGCUAGUCCUUCUGUGAAUCACUAUCCCGAUCCUAUCGCCCAUAACGAUGACUUUGCAGAUUUCUCUGCUUUUUCGGAUGCUGACUUUCCCAGCCACUUUGAACAGGAGUCAGGUGGAGGUCCAGACUGUGAAAACUCGAACCUUGAAGCGAGACUUGCGGCGGACAAUAUAAAUCAGCCACACAGUGAGGGCAAGUCAGGGGCUAGCAUUGCUAGUGCAGCGGUGGAGGAUGACAAGGAAGUGUGUGUUACAGGGUUUGCCUCGCUCCAGUUUGCUGCAGAGGCUUCCGGUUCCCUUAGAAAUGGGGACUGGGGUUUCCUUGCAGGGGCUGGUCAUGAACAAACUGAUCUAGAAGCUGACAAUUCACAUCAGAACUCUAAUACUGCUGAGUCAGUUAGCACAGAGCCACUUAGUGUAGCGCAGAAUGGUUUGGAAGUCCAGGAAAAAGUGGACAACAGAGUUUCACCUGUCUUGGGAGAUGAGAGAGGGAGAGGUAGCGAGCCGAUUGAAGAGAGCGGGUCUGGGAAUGACACUGAAACAGAGACAGAAACGGAGACCUCUUUUGGUCGGCCGCUGUCCACAGACGCGCUUGAGGAAUUUGGAGACUUCAGCACGACGGGUUCCGUGCCCUCUCCUCCGCUACAGGAGGAGACGUCCACUCCUGCCGACCACAGCCAGUUGGCUGAGGACGAUGACGAGGACUUUGGGGAUUUCGGCGACUUUGGUGACGCUAGCUCCAUUGCUGGAACCGGCUUUGCUGAUUUUGACCAGAAGGGGGCAGCAGUGCAGACUUCCCCUUCGGAAUCGGUUUCCCAAGCCAAUCCAGAAACAGUGUGUGCCAACGAGGAUGACUUUGGUGACUUUGACAUACCUAAAGAUCCCAGCCACACAGAACAAGAGGACGAGGACGACGGGACGAAGGUUGCAGGUUUUCCUGUCAGCGAUAGUUUUGCAGACUUUAGCUCGGCUGCUGUUGACGGUGGUGAACCUGAAUGGCAGGCGUUCGACGAGCCGGAUUCGAGUCAGGGAGCAGGGGGCUCCUGGGCUGCGUUCGGGCAGGACCAGGACUUGGCAUCUUCUCGAAAGAGCCAAGACGACUGGUAUGAAGGCCAGGCUGGCCUUGUGCCCCCUACUGGCAGCAGUGAGGACUGCAGGAAAAACAGCGUAACGGCCUCUCUGGUCAGCCGACUGGAGAAGCUGUUCCUGGCCAGUUUUCCCGAGGCGUCUGGGCCGCAGGCGGGAGAGGUGGUGCUCCCGCUCAGGGCCAUCCUGGAGCCUCCGGGCAGAUCGGAGCAGGAGGAAGACCCCGCCGCACCCACCAGUGGGGCACUGCAGGACGUCUGGCGGCAGCUGCAGGACAUCCACAAUGCUUUCGGCCUCCGGCACCAGUGGGGCGGUUCCCAUAGCAACAAAACGCUGCUGUGCUCCCUGGGAAUCGACACGAGAAACAUAUUGUUCACGGGUCAGAAGAAGCAGCCAGUCAUUGUGCCCAUGUAUGCUGCGAGUCUGGGAAUGCUGGAGCCCACCAAGGAGCCCGUCAAGCCCGUAUCUGCUGCUGAGAUGAUCGCCUCCAUAGCACAGUCUCCCACUGUCGCCACGGAGAUGGCUACUUGCUGCACGGAUGCGGUGCAGAUGAGCGAGUCCCUCCCCCCCAUUCAGUUUGACUGGAGCAGCAGUGGCCUUACAAACCCUCUGGAUGCGAGUGGAGGCUCAUCUCUGCUGAAUCUGGACUUUUUUGGCCCGGUAGAUGAAUCCCCCUCCAGCUCUGCCACAUCCAUACCAGGAGUGGAUCCAGAGCUGUAUGAGCUAACACAGGCCAAGCUGGAGGUGAGUGGUGGGAGCAGUAGAGUGGCAGACGCCUUUGCCCGCCUUAUGUCGACAGUGGAGAAGACCAACACCUCCACCAGGAGGGCGCAGGUGCGGAAGGAGGAGAACCUCAGCGAGGAGGCGCGCUGCGUUAUCGCCGGGCUGCCUGACCUCUCCUUCAUGCAGGCCAAAGUGCUGAUGUUCCCAUCCACGCUCACACCCCUGCCGGCCUCCUCCUCUUCCUCUCCUGUCCCAGACUGAGUCCUCCUCACUACCGGCCUCCCUUCAUCUCACACGCUCGCUCGCGCUCUCUCUCUCUCUCUCUCUCUCUAUCACAUCUCUUCUUUCUGUAGUUCUGUUGCACACGAUUCUUUUCUUUUUUCUCUCCUUUUUGCUUUUGUUUGUUUAGGAGUUGAGCUGUGUGUAUGUGUGUGUGUGUGUGUAUGUGUGUGUGUGAGAGAGAGGGAGAGGAAAAAGUGGAGUAGCUCAAGCAGAACUGUGUUUGUAAAGAUGACAACAGGAAGUGUGUCUGCAGCACAGUUGGUGAGGCAAAUGUUUAUUUAUAGUGUUCAUGUGCCAGAGGUUGUUCAUAGAGAUUCAGUGUGUAUAUAAUCAGGGAUAAGACUUCUGUCUGGAUUUUCCUGUCAUAGGUAUCUUUAAAAUGUUCUUUUAAGUGUGUGUGUGUGUGUGUGUGUAAUGUCUUUUGAGGAAACACUGGUUCAAAAGUCCUUCAACGAAGGCAAAAAGUUAAGUCUAUAAUACACAUGAAGUUUCACACACACACACACACACUCACACACACACGUAUAAAUCUAUGACUUGAAACCAUACUGCCUGCAAAGUUCUGCUGGGUCAUUUUUUUCCUCAAUUAUCUAAUAAAAGGCCUUAGUUUUUAAAUUUUAACCCUUUUGGUUCUUAUGAAUUAUGAAAAUAAUCAUUGUGUAGAUUUUAUUAAGUUGCUUCCUUAGCUCUUUGUAAUGGUGAGCUAGUGUAAAUGAGCAUCGUCAUAUUUUUGUUUCUCUUUCGUUAGUUGGUUAAAUAUUCCUGACAGCGGCGACUUCUCCCCUGCUGAUGUCAUAGAUGCCAAGGUCGUCGGCCAAUGGCAAAACGGCGGCACCUCUUCAGCUCGCAGCUGCUUUCUGCUGGAGUUUCCUACUUGUAUUCGCUUUUAUUUUUUACACUGAGGGAUGCUUUUUAACCACUGACUUUGGACUGUAAUGUGAUCACGCUAGAUGAAGGACUCAACAAGAAAGGAAGUAAUAGCUGACUUAAAAUGCUUAGCGAAAUAAGGGACCAAUAUACGCGUUUAACUCUGCUGUUUUACCCAGUGCUGUCUCAUGCCGUCAGUUUGUUGCUUGAUUAUUAUUAUUUUUUUUAAUUUUUUUUUUUUGCAGUAGAGUCUUCCGGAUUCUUCCGGAAAACUCCUAAAAUUUGGGGAUAAGCUGUAGGAUAAGCGAUGCAUAAGGGGAAAUGUUGUCCUGAUACAAUCCAUUAGAGACUUCCUUCUUCUGGCAAUUUUUCCUUUUUUGUUUAGUUUGUUUUGUUUUGGUUUUUGUUUUGUGUGUUUUUCUUCUCGUUCAUUUGGUUCUACCACUGUGUGUCGUUCUGUCCCUUCAUGGGAAUUUUGCACAUUGUAAAGAUACAGUAUAAUGGAAUUGCUACUUAACGACAUAGCUGACUGUGGCUUCUGACUGUACAGUGAGACUAU
Molecule: messenger RNA, 4502 nt
Organism: Electrophorus electricus (electric eel)
Lineage: Eukaryota; Metazoa; Chordata; Actinopteri; Gymnotiformes; Gymnotidae
Gene: aftpha
Product: aftiphilin a
Biological process (GO): intracellular transport
Cellular component (GO): trans-Golgi network membrane; AP-1 adaptor complex
Molecular function (GO): clathrin binding
Source: RefSeq, a predicted model, not a curated record